Messenger RNA from Quercus lobata, 778 nucleotides. RefSeq lists its product as uncharacterized. The transcript has a single exon. Lineage: Eukaryota; Viridiplantae; Streptophyta; Magnoliopsida; Fagales; Fagaceae. The coding region runs from base 197 to 448 and encodes 83 amino acids. The record is from RefSeq and is a predicted model, not a curated record.
ACAGUAUUCAUGAAGGAAUCGUGUGUCUCUUUCCUCUCUUUCCAUAUAUAAAGUAUUCACCUACGUUUAUAACAACACCUCAUAAACCAAUACACAAGGUUCCUAUAAGGUGUGAGAGUUCCUUGUACCUGUAGAAAAAGAAAGAAAGCUGUGUGUGUGUGAUUGUUUAGUUUUUGCGUGAAGCUUUUGGCCAGAGAUGGAGCAGCACAAGAAUAUUCUCAACAACAACAAGGAAGAAAACAAGAGGAACAUGAAGAGUAUAGAAGGAGAUGAGUAUAAUAUGGGUGUUCCAGUUCACCUCCAAGUGAUAAAGAUCAAGCAAGAAAUAGAGAAAAUCAUGCACCCUUCACUGCAGGAGCCAGAGAUGAGACGUGUUCUUCUCCGAGGAUUUACAAGGCAGAGGUCACCUUCCCCACUGGGAUUGGCUAAGAGACCUAUCUCAGUUUAGCGGUACAUGAUUAUAUGGAUUCCCAUGUACUGUGUGGUUAUGGUCAUGGUGGUAUCUAUAGUUAUAGACUUAGGAACUCUUCCUUUGUUUUGUUUUUGUUUUUUUCGGAACCCACCAGGUUCUGUGUUUUGGGGUUUAUUUCAGUUGUUGUACAUAUAGUUGAUUUUAGGAUCUGGUGGGAAUAUUAGGAUAUGGUGAAAGUCUUAUGUGAUGGACUAAUAUAGUUCCAUACUUCCAUGCUUUCUCUUACUUUGGAUGGACUGAGAUGGCUUCUGUUUCAUUCAAGUUUUGCAGAUUGUGAUGGAAUACCAGGAUUUUGUUCUACCUUAA